Messenger RNA from Spirodela intermedia, 3963 nucleotides. Lineage: Eukaryota; Viridiplantae; Streptophyta; Magnoliopsida; Alismatales; Araceae. The record is from the annotation of a GenBank genome assembly.
AUGGUAAAACUACUGACGGUGACUAUUGCUUAAGUGAGGAUAGUGGUUAGCCACAUUUUUCUCAAGUUAGACAAACUGAAGAGACUGCCGAAGAAAGUUGGCUAAAUACCAUUCAUCUAAUUGUUCUGCUGGACUACUCCAGAUUCCAGAUGAGUUUGUUUAUAAGUUUUGUUCUGGAGGUCGGUAAAAUAUUCUGAUCGCUGACUGAAAGGCCCUAGUAUUGAUAAAUAUUGCAGAAACUAACAUUUUGAUGAAAAAUCUAUGAAGAAAGAUGAGAUCCAACUGCUUGCUGAUAAUUAAUUUCAGUUAUGAAAUCCAAAUAAGAAGUGUAAAAUAAAGGAAUUAGCUGGUUUAAAUUGAACCCUCUGGGAAAUGAUCAGUCAAUCACUUGAUCACACAAUGCAUAUGAUUAUUGAUGAUUGCAUUAUUAAUUAUCAGUUCGUGCAAGUUUUGAUAUGCAUACAAUUUUGAUUUUUUCAGUUUUUCCAAGGAUAUGGCUAUCACGGGCAUACAUUUGAACAGACAUACGUAUGUUAUCCUGUAUCUUUUAUUGAUAAGGUAAAAACCUUACGAACUAUCAUUUCUUUUUAUUUUGUGGGUUAGACCAUAAAUAUGUAGUUCUUCAUGUCUGAUGCAUGUUUUUCUCAUGCAUUUUAUCCUGAUGGAAAACAAGUUAUCCUUGGGACUUCCGUUAAACUACUUAUAAGAGGGAGGGCCUCUUCCUGCAUUCACCAUUUAGAAUCGUAUCCAUUAAACAUGUAGGAGAUUAUAUAUUUUUUUAUUGUUUUACUAUUUGGUUUCUCUUUUAUUUUGCAGCCGCAUCUGGAAAGUGGUGAUAAAAGUACGCCGUCCUAUUCACUACAUCUGUUAAUACUAUUUCUGGAAGUUUAGUUUCUGUUGUCGUUCAUAUGAGAUGAUGCUUAUACUUUUAAUGGGCUUUGUUUCAGUUAUAAUGCCACCUUCUGCUCUUGAUCGUCUUGGUAAGGGGUUCUAUUUUUGUUUUCCGGGCCAAAUUUUUACUUGAUGCGUGAUGAUGGAUAUGCCAUUUUUAAAAUAAUUGCAUGCUUUGUGUUGGAAUAAAGCCAUUUAUAGUUAAUUAUGUCCAUUGGAUAUGACGACUAUCUGAUAGUUUUAAACUUCGUUGGAAUUUUUCGGGAAGAAUGUCAAAACAACUAUGCCAGUGUGAAAAUAAUGACAAUUCAGGGCAUAGGAUGAAUGGCGAUGACGUGUUAGACUUAUUGUUUCAUUUUUCUUUGUAUUUUCAUGGUUUUAACGUUUUGUAUUUAUUUAAAUGUUUGAAAAAGCCAAAAUUCGUUUUCAUGAAGUGGAUUGCUGAUUAUUUUGAAAACAGAAAUCUUUAUUUAAAAUUCCGAGUUCAGUUCGCAAUCUUAUGUAUCUUAAGGAUCCUACUUGCGAUGGUGCCAUUUGUCACAUCCCUUCAUGCAAGCAUUGCAAAUAAUCAUUUGUACUUCUAAUUUUUAAAAUACCCUUUAUCAGAUCCUAAUGUAUCUUAACAACUUUUCUCGUGCAGCAACUUUGCACAUUGAUUAUCCUAUGCUAUUUGAGCUACGCAAUUCUGCAGCUGAGAGGAUUUCUCACUGUGGUGUGCUGGAAUUUAUUGCUGAAGAGGGAAUGAUCUACAUGCCAUAUUGGGUACGCAUCCCUGAGGGACAGUUGAUUGUCUUUAUUGUCAUCUAUGUCAUUCUAUGUGAUUAUCCAAUGAGUCUCUCUAUUGGUUGGAUCUUUCUAGAUGAUGGAGAACAUGCUUUUACAAGAAGGAGAUACUGUUAAAGUGAAAAAUGUGACCCUUCCAAAGGGUUCCUAUGUCAAAUUACAGCCGCACACCAAAGACUUCUUAGAUAUAUCAAACCCAAAAGCCAUGUGAGUGUUCUUCUCAGAUGUUGAUAGAAGCUCAACCUUAUUUUACACAAUUGUCAUUAUAUUUUUUAUUUUUUUUAUCUUUCUCUAUAAUUCUUACUAAAGACUAAAUGUCCAUUUUUUACAGCUUGGAGACAGCUUUGAGGAGCUUCUCAUGCUUAACAACGGGGGAUAGUAUCAUGGUGGCAUACAACAAUAAGAAAUACUACAUAGAUAUUGUGGAAACAAAACCGGCUUCUGCCAUAAGUAUCAUUGAGACGGACUGUGAGGUCGACUUUGCACCACCACUGGAUUAUAAAGAACCAGAAAAACCUGCAGUUUCUGCUCCAUUAAGCAAGGCACAUGCUGAAGGUUUGACUUUCAGUUUUUCCCUUUGUAUCUAAUGCUCCGUUUUAGUUGAAUAUUUUCGGGUUUAUGUUGCCGAUAUUACUACAACUUUUCAGAGAAUGAAUUAUUAAUAAGUUCAAUUUUCUCACAUUCUUUCCUUUGUUUACUUGAAUCGGUAGGAAUGUUGAAAUAGUCUAAUUCCUUUUCUUCUUGUGAAUUCCCUGACCUCUCUCUAACCCUGACAGAGGCGGAUAUAAAUUAAAUAAGACGGGGAAUGAACCUAGUUGGGUGUGUUUUGUUCACUUGUCUCUCUCACUCAGUCAAACAAGCUGGAGUCGAGCCUCACCGAAGUUGAUUUGGCUACAAGCUGGACUCUCCACUUGUUUGUUUCAUUUAUCUAUGGUUGUCUGAAUGGUUUUAACAAUUCAGCAGUAUGCAGCACUGAGUAUCUUGAGCAUGAUAUGAUGAUGGAGAGAGAAAUGUUUACCAUGUUGUAUGAUAAUCUUUGUUUCCCUUUCUUUUGGCUAGUGUUUUCAACGAAGGCACACCGUGGCAUCAAGGUGCCCAUGACAUGACAGAGAUGUAGGCAUUAUUUUUGUGUGGAUUAUGAAGGGGAACGGUGUGACUUAACAGGACUCUGUUGUGGUACUGAAGAUGUGUUUGGCAUUUGGCAUGUUAAAUACGAAUAUGAUCGAUUAUAUAGUGGAUUGUGGAGCAGGAUCCAUUUCCGUCUCUUGAUGGUUGUUGCAUCAUGUUAUUGGCUUCCCAAUUAUAAAUAUGGUGUGACCUAAGUUCCGACCUUGAUCAACGAUCCAAUGUUUUCGCCCCCAAUUUUGAGAACAGUUGCCUUUAUCCCAUCCUGUAGGAUGCUCCUGUUUCCCUAAAUUCGGGGGUGCCUUUCAUCCUCUUUUCGCCCUGAUUUAGAAUUCCCUCAACUAUGAGGACAAGUCCCACUGAUUCUUUCCCCAGUUCGUAUAGCAUACAUAUCUGUCAAUCCAGGGUUCUGUUCUUGAUUGUUCAGAAAGCAUUAUCAUUCUUGAUCUUGAAUUUACAUUGCCAUGUUCCCAGUCUAGAAGUGUUUUAGGAGAGUAUAGAAAUGCAUCGCCUAAAUGAAUCUAGAUUUUCUGAAUAUCUUCGUGAUAAUCUUCAUUGUCUUUGGAGAAUUUUUUUUCAUUCUUUUUUUUUUGGCAUACGCCAAAUCUAGUUCCCACCAAAAUUCAUAAGUCAUCUCUUUUUUUCAGCCCAAGAGGAUGUCGUGGAACCUGAAGCAAAAUUCAACCCCUUUACUGGCACUGGAAGACGGUUGGAUGGAAAGCAGCCGCAGCAUCAGCCACCGUCGAUUGCUUCAUCCACAACAAAGGACGACCGACCCAUAGAAGCCAUCAGCAGGAAACAUUCAACUGGCUCCACAUCUGAAACUAGUUCACAUAAACCAGCAGGAAAGCUUGUGUUCGGUUCAAAUCCAACACCAACAGACAAACAGAAGGUAGAAUCUGUGAAGUUCUGUAUAUGGAUAUUUAAUUGUUUGCCCUUUUCUCUCUUCUGGCUGAUCACCUCAAUAUUGAUGAAGCUCGUGGGGAUCUUUUCCUCGAUAAGAAAUUAGCAGGCUUCUGGAUACACAAACUAGAUUUACCUUCUUUUUUUUUGCUUUAUUUUCUCCAAUUUCAGGAUGCAGCAAAAGAGAAGGAAGAGCCUGCGAAGAAAGAAGAACCGAAAUUCCAGGCUUUCACCGGGAAGAAGUAUUCCCUGAGAGGUUGA